This is a messenger RNA of Dioscorea cayenensis subsp. rotundata (Guinea yam), 3243 nucleotides long. Its product is annotated as inactive protein kinase SELMODRAFT_444075-like. NCBI's taxonomy places the organism in Eukaryota, Viridiplantae, Streptophyta, Magnoliopsida, Dioscoreales, Dioscoreaceae. The transcript has 9 exons. Gene Ontology annotation, molecular function: protein kinase activity; ATP binding. Gene Ontology annotation, biological process: protein phosphorylation. The record is from RefSeq and is a predicted model, not a curated record. The coding region runs from base 784 to 3027 and encodes 747 amino acids.
GGGCAAAAGUUUUGGUGGUAGAGGAGAGAAGAAGGUCGACGGCAAGACACAGCGAAAACAGAGCGAAAGAAAGACCUGAAGACUGACAGUGAGUAGGGAGCAAGCGGCCAUGGCGAUGGCGAUGGUGAUGUAUCCUCCCUCACCAUCAUGGAACCAUAAAGAUGAGACCUUGCUGGCUGUGAACUAGGUUUGAGGGUUCGUUUCCUCUUUGGGUUUCGGAUUUGGAGUCUCUGGAGGAGUUUUCGGAUGAGAGGUCAUUGAAAACAGGAGCUUUCUGAGAGAUUUUAGGUUGGAGAAUCAGAGGGUUAGGUUUUUUUGAUUUUAUUAUCUUUUUGAUGUGAUUGAGGGUUUUGUUUGUAGCAUUCAGUUGUCAGUUCAAGCAUUUGAUCGUCCAAAUCGGAAGAUUCCAACGUGGAAACAAUUCAUUACUGUUUUUUUCUUUGAUUUUUCUCGUGGGGUUUUCUUUUGGGUAUUUUUUUUUUUUGGAUAAUCGAAUCCGGUUUUGUUACUGUUUGAAGCUGUUUGCAAGGCUUUGCUUUGCUAUGUCUUUUCCACGGAAAAGAAGAAACGAACAGGGGUACAUUCACGAGGACUGUGCUUUGAUUCUGUAGGAACCCUAAAAGUUUGGCCUUUUUAUCUGUUAGUUUUGAACAAGCAAAGAAAAAAUGGGUGUUUGGGAUGGGAACAAAAUGGCAUCUUUUUGGUUCUUUUGAGGUCGGGGGGUGGAGAUGAUGAAAGUGUUGGUGUUGGUUUGAGAGAGUUUAGGGUUUGAGGGUUUUGGAGAUGAGUACUGGUUCGAAUCCGAAGCGAGUGAGGAGUGGGAAGGGUGGAGAUGGGAGCGAGAAGGUGGUGGUGGCUGUUAAAGCUUCAAAGGAGAUCUCUAGGGCUGCUCUUGUUUGGGCUUUGACUCAUGUUGUUCAGCCUGGAGAUUGCAUUACUCUGCUGGUUGUAGUUCCCAGUCAUACUUCAGGCAGGAAAAUAUUGGGUUUUCCCAUAUUUGCUGGGGACUGUGCGAGUGGUCACAAGAGAUUGCAAUAUGGAACUACUCUAGAUCAGAAAUCUGAUAUUACGGACUAUUGUUCACAAAUGAUGGUUCAGCUUCACAAUGUAUAUGAUCCAGCAAAGGUUAACAUCAAGAUAAAAAUUGUUUCUGGUUCGCCCUGUGGUGCAGUUGCUGCUGAAUCCAAGAGAGCUCAGGCAAACUGGGUUGUAUUGGACAAACAGCUGAAGCAUGAGGAGAAAAGAUGCAUGGAUGAGCUACAGUGUAACAUUGUGGUUAUGAAGCGUUCUCAAGCAAAAGUUCUUCGUUUGAAUCUGGUUGGAUCAUCAGAGGCAGAGCCCCGAACCUCAUGCACACUACCUGCGGAGCUGGAUAAACCAUCAGGAAAGACAUCCAGGCAUUCUGUGGAUCCUUCUGUUUCCAUACGCGUGCCAACUGCAACACCAAAUAGCAGCCCUGAUUCUGGGACACCAUUUACUGCCACUGAAGUGGGAACAUCAUCAGUUUCAAGCUCUGACCUUGGAACUUCACCAUUUUUUGUUCCUCCAACAAAAGAUGUGCUCAAAAAGCAGAAGGCAAAAGCUCUGAAGGAAGACAGAAAUUUGGUUGUAACCAGCUCUGAUUCUGAUAGUGGCAGCAUAAGUCCUUCAACCACCUCUGAAUUUCAACCAUGGGUGACUGACAUCCUGAAUGUUGGCUGUUCAUCAUCUAAAGUUGAGGAAAUUUCAAGAGGACUUGAUAAUACACACAUUUCCCCAUCCAAAACAAUGCUGGAUAAAUUUUCUAAGCUCAACAAAGAAGCCAGGAUCAGCUCCUUGAGUUACAGAUCAGAUGACUUGAGUGGCAAUGUCAGAGAAGCUGUUUCACUAUCCAGGAAUGCACCAUUAGGGCCACCUCCUCUAUGCUCAAUAUGUCAACACAAGGCACCUGUGUUUGGAAAGCCUCCUAGAUGGUUCAGUUAUGCUGAACUGGAACUUGCUACAGGUGGAUUUUCCCAAGCAAACUUUCUGGCUGAAGGUGGCUUUGGAUCUGUCCACCGGGGUGUCCUGUCCGAUGGGCAGGUAGUUGCCGUCAAACAGCAUAGAUUAGCUGGUUCUCAGGGGGAUCCUGAGUUUUGCUCAGAGGUGGAAGUUCUUAGUUGUGCUCAACAUCGUAAUGUGGUCAUGCUAAUUGGGUUCUGUGUCGAAGAUAAGAGAAGGUUGCUAGUAUAUGAGUACAUUUGCAAUGGAUCUUUGGACUCACAUUUAUAUGGUCGCAACAGAGAGGUACUGGAAUGGUCUUCUAGACAAAAAAUUGCUGUUGGGGCUGCUCGUGGGUUGAGAUAUCUUCAUGAAGAGUGCAGAGUGGGAUGUAUUGUCCAUCGUGACAUGAGACCUAACAACAUUCUCAUUACCCAUGAUUUUGAACCAUUGGUUGGAGACUUUGGCUUGGCUAGAUGGCAACCUGAUGGAGACUUGGGUGUGGAAACAAGAGUAAUUGGCACCUUUGGGUAUCUGGCACCCGAAUAUGCACAAAGUGGCCAAAUUACCGAAAAAGCGGAUGUUUAUUCAUUCGGAGUUGUACUAUUGGAGCUUGUCACCGGCAGAAAAGCUGUGGAUAUUAACCGACCAAAAGGUCAACAAUGCCUCACCGAAUGGGCUCGGCCAUUGCUUGAGGAAUGUGCCUAUGAAGAACUCGUGGAUCCUCGUCUAGGGAAUCGCUAUUCCAAACAAGAGGUCUAUUGGAUGCUAAAUGCAGCUUCAUUGUGCAUCAGACGUGAUCCUCAUGUGAGGCCUCGAAUGUCUCAGGUACUCCGCAUAUUAGAGGGUGACAUGGUUGUCGAACCAAAUUACAUAGCAUCCCCUAGGUAUGAAGCCGGAAACAGGAGUGCCCGAAUGCUGCAAGAUCGUCACAAACAACAACAAUGCAGUGAUCCGUCCCUAAUUGAAGCCUUGGAGAAUUUCAGCAGCAAACUAUCACAUGAAACACUGCAGGCCGCGUAUCGGCACAGGGAAAAAGCAAGGUGGAUCUCAUCGGAAGGUCUCUGAGUAUCGAAAUCACCAACACGCGAGACACAAAUGUGUAAUCCUCCUCAUCCCUCAUCUUUUUUGUUUUUUGUUCUAGUAUAUCAAUCAUCUUCUUUUGUUCAAUCUUAUUAUGUUGGUAGCCUUGUUGAUAUGAUGCUGUUAUUUGGUUAGAGUUUUUGAUUGUACAGUGGAAUAUUUUUGAGGUCUAUCAAUUUAAUUCAGAAGCAUUAAUAUUAA